This is a messenger RNA of Lotus japonicus, 363 nucleotides long. Its product is annotated as eukaryotic translation initiation factor 3 subunit G-like. The record is from RefSeq and is a predicted model, not a curated record. NCBI's taxonomy places the organism in Eukaryota, Viridiplantae, Streptophyta, Magnoliopsida, Fabales, Fabaceae. The transcript has a single exon. Gene Ontology annotation, molecular function: RNA binding. The coding region runs from base 1 to 363 and encodes 120 amino acids.
AUGCGCUCGAACCCCUCUGCUAGGGUUUCAGGGGCAGAUGGUUCGAGGUCGGCGGCGGCGGGUCAGGAGGGAGCGACGGUUGCUCGCGGCGGUGGCUACGUGGAUGGCGAGAUGGAAGGCGGAGAUCUGGUUGGCGAAGCAGACGGUGUUCUAGGCGGAUUCAACGGCGGAAGAAGGAGUUGUUACUCUGUUUUUAUCGAUGGGAUUGAAGAAAAGGUUGAUUACCUUCAUCUUCGCCAUCUCUGCUCGAAGUUCGGUAAGGUUCUCAAUCUCUUCGUCCAACGGCAGAGAAAGAUUGGAAGGAUUUUGCGUUUUGGCUUUGUGCGCUACGGGUUGCAAGAACAGGCGCUGAAGGUGAUUUGA